Molecule: messenger RNA, 424 nt
Organism: Sceloporus undulatus (fence lizard)
Lineage: Eukaryota; Metazoa; Chordata; Lepidosauria; Squamata; Phrynosomatidae
Product: regenerating islet-derived protein 4-like
Exons: 4
Molecular function (GO): signaling receptor activity
Source: RefSeq, a predicted model, not a curated record
CUGAGGCUGAUAUCUGUGCCAGGGGCUGGCUGCAAAACCAGCGCAACUGCUCUGCAUAUUUCGAUAGAAAACUGACAUGGCAGCAAGCUGAGAUUGAAUGCCAGAGCUAUGGCCGUGGGUCCCAUCUGGCCUCCAUCCUCAGUGAGUCAGAGACAAACCUGCUGGCCCAACACAUCUCCACUUACCAACAAAAACCAAGUGAUGUCUGGAUUGGACUGCAUGAUCCCCUUGGGAACAGAAGAUGGAGAUGGGCUGAUGAAUCUGUCUACAACUAUGAGGCCUGGAAGCACUACCAGCCAAGCAAAUCCAACAUGAGCAUACACUGUGUAGAACUGCUUCGAUCCACUGCUUUUAAAAAGUGGAAUGAUGCUUUGUGCAAGAAACUCAAUGCCUAUGUCUGCAAGUACCAACUCUAGAGAAGGCU